AUGAGUCGCGUGUUAUGCCACCUGAUUCCGUCUAAGUUUGUCCGCAAAGAACUGCUGAAAGAAUUCAACGCCAAUCGUUUCUGGUUAAACCAUUACGAAUUUGUAGAUUUUACAGUGUUUGAGUAUGGACAACGGACUCAGUAUUUGCAGUGGCGAGUGUUUAGUAUUUUGAUUACCAUUUUGCUGACGGCCCACGUCUUCUUCCCUGGGAUUCAAGCUACAUCCCCUGCCACGCCGUACUCCAAGUUCAUUUAUAUGCACUUCUGGCUCUCCACACUUCUCAUACUGCACUCGCUGCUGGAGCUCAUUAUUCUCAUUUGGACUUACUACAGAACUCCGAGUCCGAUUCUGGUAAGAAUGCACCACACGCCAUGGCAUUUUAAACUCAUCUGGCUGAUGUACAAUGUCCUGUACCCGAAUAUCCUGUCCUGCAACGUCAUGUACUACGCCGUGAUUAAAGAUAUGGAAGUGCACUUGGGAGAAUCUAGAUUAUUCGUGGCCCUGUUGGCCUCAUUCGCUGGCAUACAUGUUUCUGUAACAGCCAUUCCCAGCCGGAUGGCCCAUAUUCUGCAGCCGCUGCUGUUCAAUGUCCUGCAUAUUUCCUUCACCUACCUCUAUCAGCUGAACGGUUUCACAAACCAUCUGGGCCAGAACUACGUAUAUACGGAGAUUGAUUGGCUCAAUUCACGAACAUCGGCUGCUUGCUGUGCGGGGAUGUGGCUGUUAGUUACCUGUUGUUGCCACAUCCUCAUGGUUUGCUGCUGUUGGUACCGGAGGCUUGUCUACCGCGGCAAGCGGACCAAGUCCGCCAGGCCAAUCUAUGGUUUCUCCCCCGAAGAGUAUUAUCCGUUUACAGAAAAGGAAGAACACUUCAACCAUUUUGAGCUGCCCGCUCCUGAUAAAGAGACAGCAGCCGCUGGUGAGGUGCCGGAAGCCAUGGCAGAAGAGAGUCCACACCUAAAGGCCCCCAGACACUACUCGCCGCACAUGAGCUACAGGCUGGUGCCCGUGCCUAGAUCCAUGGUGACAGAUUCUUCCGUCGACGUCCGGCCUGAUGCGAGUGAUCUUCUGAUUCCCCCGUCUCGCGUCAGUGUUAGAAAGGUUGGGCGUCUGAGGAAAGGAUUCAAGAAAGCACGCUCAAGUAUUUCCUACAAGGACAGUGAAGAUGUCGGCGGCUGCCCAAAAACACGUCAAGAGUCUAGCGGCGUUGCCAGAGGCACAACGCGAUACCCUCCUCGUAUGCGGCGGCGAGCGGACAGCAAGAAGAAACAAUCUCUGGUUAGGUCGACUACUCGAGAUCGAGGUCGAAAACGGCAAAAGUGCUCCGACUGGAAGUCUCUGCAUAAAGCCAAAGCAAAUUCAGUCACAUGUACCAACAGUGUCAUCGAUCUCUCUGUAGAAGAUGCUUUUGAGAUCAUCCCGGAAGGCAGCGGGAAGCUACAAAUGCAGGCGCACGAAGGCUUUGAAGAAAAUACAUCGCCGAUGGACAUAACAUCAGAAGUGGAAGCGCAGGGUUCACCGUCCUCACGGUUCUAUUCAGAUGAGUACAUCGAUUAUUUAUCGGAGAGCAUGUCCAGUCAAUGGGAGCAUUUGUCGAUAGUUCAUGAAUGCGUUGAAGACGUACACAGAAGCUUUUCCUCAGCGGAAUAA
Molecule: messenger RNA, 1650 nt
Organism: Candidula unifasciata
Lineage: Eukaryota; Metazoa; Mollusca; Gastropoda; Stylommatophora; Geomitridae
Source: the annotation of a GenBank genome assembly